GGCCAUGCCCUGCUCAUCGACUGCAGGUACUUUAAACAGGGAGGGCCAUGCCCUGCUCAUCGACUGCAGAUCCCUGGAGGCCACCCCUGUCCCUCUGGCAGACCCAGGCCUGAUCAUUCUCAUCACCAACUCCAACGUGAAGCACUCUCUGAGCGGCAGUGAGUACCCCCUGAGGCGCCGGCGCUGUGAGGAGGCAGCCUCCGCCAUGGGGAAGAGCAGUCUCAGAGACGCCACCAUGAAGGACCUGGAGGAGGCCGGCGACAGAAUGGAUGAGGUCACCGUCCGCAGAGCGCGUCAUGUGAUUGAGGAGAUAGAGAGGACGGUCCAGGCUGCUGAGGCUCUGAGGAGAGGAGAAUACAAAGAGUUCGGCAGGCUGAUGGUGGAGAGCCACAACUCACUGAGAGACCUAUAUGAGGUAAGCUGCAGGGAGCUGGAUGAGCUGGUGUCUGUCGCCCUGGAGGUGGAGGGGGUGUACGGCAGCCGGAUGACGGGUGGAGGGUUUGGAGGAUGCACCGUGACCCUGCUGCAGGCCUGCACCAUCGACAGGACUAUACUGCACAUACAGGUCCACACACACUUUGCCUCAUACUGUGCACUGAAGAGAUCGUACAGCUCUGAAAAACAUCAAGAGACAACUUCAAAUUGUUCUCAAAUCUCAAUCACUACAUGUACAGCAGCCAUUCCAUUCCAGUGUCUGUUGAAUUCCAAUACAGAGAAAUGUUGUCAGUAGUUAAUAGAAUAAAAU
Messenger RNA from Notothenia coriiceps (black rockcod), 745 nucleotides. RefSeq names its product galactokinase-like. Bases 5 to 730 code for a protein of 241 amino acids. Lineage: Eukaryota; Metazoa; Chordata; Actinopteri; Perciformes; Nototheniidae. The transcript has 4 exons. Gene Ontology annotation, biological process: galactose metabolic process. Gene Ontology annotation, cellular component: cytosol. Gene Ontology annotation, molecular function: galactokinase activity. The record is from RefSeq and is a predicted model, not a curated record.